AUGAACGCCAUGUACUCUGCUGAUCAGAUUAACGUCCCUCCUGAGCUGGGGACGAUCAUGAAGCAGUACACCAAGGCUGUGAUGCGCGACAAGCCGACUGAUCUGUACAAGUAUAGUGCUAACUUUUUUGCCAUUUUGAGCGGCUACCCGGCACCUUUCGACUCGGAAGGGCAGCUGAUGGAGAAUGGAGCGCAAGAGGCAGCGUCGCGUUCGACGGAUCCAAUCUCCUUCGGAUCGGAAAAGGAGGAAAAUGCGGGGUCACAGGACCCAAUCGACAUCCUCCUUCGCAAAUACGACCGUACUGAAACAGGCUACAUGGACCCGGCAGAGCUUCCGCAGCUUCUAGCAGACCUCAGGACAAAUUUGUCUCUGGAGGAAAAGGAUGUAGCCUCCGCAGAGGAUAUUCUAGCAGUACUUCCGAGUGCAAACAAUGAGAUCGACCUGCUGGAGCUCCGUAGCCUGCUGUUCGAGGGUAUGGGUUAUUAG
Molecule: messenger RNA, 486 nt
Organism: Leishmania mexicana MHOM/GT/2001/U1103
Lineage: Eukaryota; Euglenozoa; Kinetoplastea; Trypanosomatida; Trypanosomatidae
Exons: 1
Coding region: 1-486 (161 amino acids)
Source: RefSeq, a predicted model, not a curated record